AUGGGUGCGGAUGACCAGAUCCGCCGCCGUUUCGAGGAGCAUCGGCGCGAACUGCCGCGUUUCCGAUCCCGCAAAGAGCGGGCGCUCGAGGGACACGUCGCGCGCUCCGACGCGGAGGCUGCGGCGCACCGGGGGCGUUCGCCUCGGCGCCGCUCGUCAGUGACGCGCGAGGAAGGGCGGGCGAACCCCCGCAAUGAACGCCGUGAAAAAUCUCCGUCGCCCUGUCCGCCGCGUUCGCCGCAUUCACCUCGCCCGCCGCGUUCGCCUCGCUCGCCUCGUUCGCCUCGACCCAAGGUAUCGCGCAGCCGGUCCCGAGAUCGCCGGACGCGCCGCCACCGGUCUCCCGCUCGCCGUUCGAUCCGGCAACGAUCACCUCAUCGUCCCGCCUCUCGUCACCAAUCUCCCGUGGCGCAUUCAUCGCGGCCGUCAAAGCGCCAGCGGCUGCACUCUCCUCGUCGCGGGGGUCGAUCCCCUGGGCGCAGCCGCCAGCGCUUGCAAUCCCGCCCGCAAUCGCCCGUGCGGUCGAAUGCGAGUGGGCGCCGUGGAGGCUAUGGCCGUGGCGGAGCGGCGCCGCGGGCCCCGUCCGCGAUGGAGCGCGUUCUCCAGCGGCUGGACGGCGUGGAGGAAGCCAUCCAUCGUACGAAGGCGGAAUCGUCGUCUCGUCCCGCGCGUCCUCCUGCCCCUGCUGUUCCCCUCGCUGCUCUCCUGCCGCAUGACCCCGAGGGGUCACUUGUGCGUCCUGGGCGUCCGCUGCCUCCUGGGGCUGGCUUCGUGGGUGCUGGUGGCGGGGACCCGUGGGCACCGUUCGUUCCGCCACGCCCUGCGCCUCCGCCUCGGGAUUUGGCGGUGUCUUCGCGCCGAGCUCGUGCAACUGCGAUGGCGCCCCUGAUGAAGGAAGUGCCCACGGCGACCCUGGCGCACUUGUGGUCGCUUGCGGAGAGCUUACAGAGCCUCGAGCAGAUUCUCCUGGACUCGCACGGCUCCAUGUCGUUGACCCCACCGAGCACGUUCUCUGAGCUUCCGCGAGCAAGGUGUCACGCGGCGGCGUCAACACUAUUUGCGUACGUAACGCCACUACAGGUAGCGCCCUCCCCGGGAGUAGUCUCGGCCACCCUGCUGGCUGAGAGGGCCUUGGAUCUGAAGACGAUUGUAGGAGAUCGCGGAACUCCUGUUGACGUUGUCGGCGCCACCGCGUCAGUGGUCCGCUUGAUGUGGCUGGCCGCGCGCAAAACGCUAGGUGAGCUUGAGGCGGACCGCAUGUAG
Closterium sp. Yama58-4 is the source of this 1263-nucleotide messenger RNA. The record is from the annotation of a GenBank genome assembly. NCBI's taxonomy places the organism in Eukaryota, Viridiplantae, Streptophyta, Zygnematophyceae, Desmidiales, Closteriaceae.